Molecule: messenger RNA, 5326 nt
Organism: Caretta caretta (loggerhead turtle)
Lineage: Eukaryota; Metazoa; Chordata; Testudines; Cheloniidae
Gene: ENC1
Product: ectodermal-neural cortex 1
Biological process (GO): ubiquitin-dependent protein catabolic process
Cellular component (GO): cytoplasm; Cul3-RING ubiquitin ligase complex
Molecular function (GO): protein binding
Source: RefSeq, a predicted model, not a curated record
GCAGCAGCCGGCGAGCGGCCGCCUCCCGCAGCAGCAACAGCGCCUCCGCCUCCGCUCCGCGCACGCGCUCGCCCGGCCCGAGUGCGGCUGCCCGCGGCUCUCCUGCCCCCAGCCCGGGCUCCAGUGGGGAGGCACCGCAGCCGCCCGGCGCGGCCCGGCAGGAGAAGGGAGGAAGGAGCGAGCCGGAGGCUGCUGGCCGCCGGGGAAGGGGCGGGACGGGACAGGCUCCUGCCGCCUCUCGCCUGCCCUGAACAGCGGCCGUGAGACAGGGGGGAGCCCGGCGCCGCGGCUGUUGGGAAGAAACAGAUACUAUUGCUGAUUUGAAAUACUGGGGAGGUGUUCGGAUACUACAUUGAAGGGGAGCAACAUAUAGGCACGUAGGUACAUAGGACCUGAUCCUGCAUGGUUCUGUGCAGCCACAACUUAUGAGAACUCACAGCACCACUCUGGAUCAGAACACACCUAUAUUUCCAAGGUGUGGCAGAAAAUGUCAGUCAGCAUGCAUGAGAAUCGCAAGUCUAGAGCCAGCACUGGCUCUAUAAACAUAUACUUAUUCCAUAAAUCAUCAUAUGCUGAUAGCGUCCUUACUCACCUGAACCUUCUGCGCCAACAAAGGCUUUUUACAGAUGUACUUCUCCAUGCUGGCAACAGGUCAUUCCCUUGCCACAGAGCUGUCCUAGCUGCAUGUAGUCGCUAUUUUGAAGCAAUGUUCAGCGGUGGACUUAAAGAGAGCCAGGCUAGUGAAGUCAAUUUUCAUAAUUCUAUUCAUCCAGAAGUUUUAGAACUUCUGCUGGACUAUGCGUACUCCUCCAGAGUUAUCAUCAAUGAAGAGAAUGCAGAGUCCCUGCUAGAGGCUGGAGACAUGCUAGAAUUCCAGGAUAUCAGAGAUGCUUGUGCAGAGUUUCUGGAGAAGAACCUUCAUCCCACCAACUGCCUUGGCAUGCUGCUGCUGUCAGAUGCUCACCAGUGCACCAAGCUUUAUGAACUCUCUUGGACGAUGUGUCUUAGCAACUUCCAAACCAUCAGUAAAAGUGAAGAUUUUCUCCAGCUGCCAAAAGACAUGGUUGUGCAGCUCCUUUCCAGUGAAGAACUAGAAACUGAAGAUGAAAGAUUAGUAUAUGAGUCAGCUAUUAACUGGGUUAACUAUGAUCUGAAUAAGCGCCACUGUUAUCUCCCUGAACUAUUGAAAACUGUGAGACUGGCUCUCUUGCCAGCCAUCUACCUUAUGGAGAAUGUAGCCAUGGAAGAACUUAUCACUAAGCAAAGGAAAAGCAAAGAUAUAGUAGAAGAAGCAAUAAGAUGCAAGCUAAAGAUCUUACAGAAUGAUGGUGUGGUCACCAGUUUGUGUGCCAGACCUCGUAAAACUGGCCAUGCACUGUUUCUUCUGGGGGGCCAAACCUUUAUGUGUGACAAGCUGUAUCUGGUGGACCAAAAGGCAAAAGAGAUCAUUCCAAAGGCUGACAUCCCAAGUCCACGGAAAGAGUUCAGUGCUUGUGCUAUUGGCUGCAAAGUGUAUAUCACUGGAGGUCGGGGAUCAGAAAACGGAGUCUCCAAAGAUGUUUGGGUGUAUGACACUCUUCAUGAGGAGUGGUCAAAGGCUGCCCCCAUGCUGGUAGCUAGGUUUGGGCAUGGUUCUGCUGAACUCAAACACUGUUUGUAUGUAGUAGGAGGACACACAGCAGCAACUGGUUGCCUUCCAGCUUCCCCUUCAGUAUCCUUAAAGCAAGUAGAACAGUAUGACCCUGUGACCAACAAAUGGACAAUGGUUGCACCACUUCGAGAAGGAGUAAGCAAUGCAGCUGUAGUUAGUGCAAAGCUUAAGCUAUUUGCUUUUGGUGGCACCAGUGUUAGCCAUGACAAGCUGCCCAAAGUUCAAUGUUACGAUCAAUGUGAAAAUAGAUGGACAGUACCAGCCACCUGCCCCCAGCCCUGGCGCUACACAGCUGCAGCUGUUUUGGGUAACCAGAUUUUUAUUAUGGGUGGAGAUACUGAAUUCUCUGCAUGCUCAGCUUAUAAAUUCAACAGUGAAACAUACCAGUGGACUAAGGUGGGAGAUGUGACAGCUAAGCGAAUGAGCUGCCAUGCAGUAGCAUCUGGAAACAAACUAUAUGUAGUGGGAGGCUAUUUUGGGAUUCAAAGAUGCAAAACAUUGGACUGCUAUGAUCCCACAUUAGAUGUAUGGAACAGCAUAACCACAGUGCCCUAUUCACUAAUUCCCACAGCAUUUGUCAGCACAUGGAAACACCUCCCCUCAUAACUGUGUGUGUGUUGCGAUUGCAGCUUGCCAGUUUGCUCUGUUAGUUGGAGAAGAGACUUGGAAUCUCAGCUACGGAGAAAUGGUUUUAAUGAAGAAAAAUUGUUCAGAGUCUUUGAGUUUGAAGAAAAAUAUCUGCACCUUGUAAAUUAUCUAACCUGGACAUGAAGGAAUGGGAGGAAAAAACUGUCUUUGGUGCAUCAGCACAUGGUUUAAAUAUGAAAGAAUGAACCUAUGGUCUGAUUCCUUGCACUAGUAAUAGUGGAUUAAUGUCAGUGUUAAUCAGACCUUAAAGGGAGGGGAUGGGGAAAAGGAAAAACAAAAAAAGUCCAGAACUUUCCAAAACUGCAACCUACAACUCUUGAUUUUCAUGGACUCCAUUGUGUGUGUGUGUGAAAUUUGAAAUGGUUGUCACCUCUCCCUGUGACAGUUUGACGUGUCGGCACCAGCUGCCAGGGAAGCAGGCCAGGUCUGAAACAGUGAGAUGUCGCGUGAAUGAAGAUACAGCUGUGUCACUGCAGAGUACUGCUGCAGGAAUGAACUUGUUUAUAGGCAGUGUCUGAAGAAUCCAUUCGAUUGUCCUAUCUGCAGUGAGUGACCCUUCAUUGGCUAAGGAACAGCACAAUUAAAAAAUAAAAGGUUUUUGCAAUAGUGGGGGAACUAAAAAGAACUCAUUUUCCCCAAAUGUUUUCUUUCCCUUCCUCCCUGUAUUUAUAGGUGACUUAAACUGUCCCAUUCCUGUUAUGUUACUUGUAGAUGUAGCUAUUUAUUGUUCAGUGCUUGCAUGCUGAAACAAUGCCUGCAGUUGUCUUCAUGUUGUAAGGAUUUGUGUGAUUUGUUGUUUGUUUUGCACAUUUUGUGGUCUCUGACUCACUCUGCUGCACACAAAAAAGAAAACUGUUGAAUAAUAGUUGGAGGUGGGAGCGAGUGAUGGGAUGGCUUCCUCAGUCAGAAAUGGAAGGAUUACAAGGCAGGAUCUUAAAUUACACACAUACUAAAGGAAGAAGCCAUGGAGGUCACUUUCUCAGGCCACCAACUCCCCAGGUUAGAUGUGGUUUAUCCUGUAGAUAGCGUCCCUGCUCCUUUUCAUUGGCCAGUUUAUGCCUUUCUAUUUCUUAUCUGGAACUAGCCAAAACUAUAGACAGCUUUCUCUUUGUGCAGCUUCUCAAUUACCUAGAAGAUGCUGUGGGAUGGUUUCUGUACAAAGAGCCCCAAGAAAGGCAUUGGCCAAAAAGUUAUUUAUUUAUUUAUUUAUGAGUUUAGACUAUGGGACGUUUACCAUAACUACAUUUACCUGACUGAGUGGAGUCUGGCUGACUCACAAAAACAGAAUAGAUUAGUAGUGAACUAGUUAAAAAACAAAACAAAAAACCAACAACUUGCACUGACAGGAUUGGCUCCUCUCUCUGCACGGAAGUGGGAUGAAUGAGUGCCAUGGUGUCAAAGACCCGAAAGGUGUGGCACAAUUGUUACGAUGAAGCAUGAAAAAUUGCAGAACUAGAACUUAAAAAUAAUCCUCAAACUCUGCUGCAUCUUUUAUUUUCACACAGCCCAGAGAUGAGUCUUCAGACACUUUGGUAUUGAGAAAUGUCAAAUAUAAUCAUGAUAAACCAAAGGAUUAAAAAAAGAAUGCCCAUUUUAUUUGCUCAGUCUAGUCUUGAGUCGGGUAUGAACCCAUUCAUUUCUUCUUCUGUUUCACAGGUGCUUUCCUUGCCAGAUUUCACUGUGAAGCACAUGUUGUGUUUUUCAUAAGUCUGUUGAGCCCAACAUAAUAAUGAUGUGGUCAGCAACAUGGUGGUAGUAUUCUGCUGCAGCAUAAGUAAAAGAUUCUUAGUUGCAUGCAUGCAAAAACAAAAGUGAUAAUGUUGAUGUUUGCAUUUCUCUCUAUGAUGGUGAAGUCACUGUGCUCUUGAAGCUUACCAUCUGAAAAUGCGUACAGUGAUCACCCUUAAAUUUUUCUCACAAGGGAAGAAUUUUUAAACGGCGACCCAAGGUUUGACAUGAACAGGACUCCAUAACUGUGUAGUAAAUGAGUUACAGCUGUAGUUCCACUAGGUUAGGUUGAGCUGUUGAAGUGUUAAAACAUCAGUCCCCUUCUUCUACAUGGCUUUAAACGAUAGACAUGCUUCUUAGGUAGAGCACCUUCCUAUAAGCCCGAGUUGCCCCAGUAAAGUAAAUGGGCUGGAUUCUCCAUUGCCUUGUAGGUUGGAUAGUUAUUCACACCUGUGCAAUGUGGGUGUAAAAUGCUCCCAAAUCCAAAUAGUCACGUUUUACCUCCUCCUCGCACGGGCGUCUGUGGCUACACAAGUUACAGGGAAGUGAACUGUUGGGUCCAAUGAGACGACUCAUUUGACUAAAGGUAUAUCUGAUCAAGCCCUCCGUUUUCUUUAUUGAACGAAGGGAUAUAUAUAGUUCUGUCUUGAAGCCGCACCGUACAUUGCUAUUUAGCUUCUGACAAAAAUCUGUUUUCUAAUACCAUGUAACUUCUGAAAGUGGGAUGAAUUUUCUGCAGCUGUUUUCAAAGUUGUGGUGUGCUUUCAACUGCUUGAUUAAUUCCUCUGUGUAGGCUGAAGGAAACUGAAGUCAGGGUGGGCCUCAGGCCCUGCAGGGAAUAUUCUGGGCUUCUGCUCUUUGAAUUGAUGUGGGAAUUCUGGCUUACUACUUGACCAUUCCAGUCGUGCAAAACAUCCCACACUUUGAAGCAAAUGCAAUUCACAGCAGAGUGCACACAAAAACCUUGGCAUAGGACGGGAAGGUUCUUCUUAUUUUGUAGGCUGGUUGCUGUAGAAACUUAUAACAAAGGACAGCCUUCCACUUCUGGUAUAAUUGUGUAGACCCUUUUCUCUAGGCCUGACACCUGUCUAAUAAGAGUGAUUAGAGCUGAAUAAUGCCCCUUCCCUGACUAUUGAAGUUGUGGUUCACAUACUAACGGAAAACUGUACAAGUGAAGAAGGAAAAUGUCUAUGUUCUGUCUCUGUUUGCUACUAUAUUUUAAGGUUUUGUAAAACUGCAUUUUUUUUUUUCACAAUGUGAAACUGAAGGUCAAUAAAUUAUUAGAGAUUUUCUCUUCAA